Molecule: messenger RNA, 1112 nt
Organism: Gavialis gangeticus (Gharial)
Lineage: Eukaryota; Metazoa; Chordata; Crocodylia; Gavialidae
Gene: GMNN
Product: geminin, DNA replication inhibitor
Exons: 8
Coding region: 95-766 (223 amino acids)
Biological process (GO): negative regulation of DNA replication; negative regulation of cell cycle
Cellular component (GO): nucleus
Source: RefSeq, a predicted model, not a curated record
GACACUGGAGGUGGGUCACGUGACGCGGCGGGGCCCGCCCGCUUCCUCGCUGCUUAAGCAAGCGCGCGGGUGGCCCUGCGGGGAGUGGUCAGGUAUGGCCCCCACGUCGCCUGAGGCCGAGAAGGCGCCGGGCAGGAUCCAGAAGUACUUCACAGCUAGCACAUGCCGCUCAGCCCCAAGGCGGACCCUUACAAUGAUUCAGCCUUCAGCAGCAGGCUGCCUUGUUGGCAGAGGCAAUCAGCCUACCAAAUCCUCAAUCAAGAGGAAACUUUGGAAUAACCACUUAACUUCGAAGAGUUGUAAAGCUGAAGUUGUCAAAAGAGAACAAGAAAAUGAGAGUCUAAAUGACAUCACUCAAGCUGUGGAUCUUAUGGUAAAAAAAAGUCCCCCAUCUCAGUACUGGAAGGAAGUGGCUGAAGAAAGGAGGAAGGCUCUGUAUGAAGUACUUCAAGAAAAUGAAAAGCUGCACAAAGAAAUUGAACAAAAAGAUGGUGAAAUUGCCCAUUUAAAAGAAGAAAAUGAUGAACUGCUGUUACUUGCAGAGCACGUGCGGUAUAUGACAAACAUGAUUGAAAGACUGACUGGGCAGGUACCUGACAGCCUUGAAGCAUUAAAGGAUCUAGACUUGGAAGAACUUAAACAGGAGGAUGAGGAGAGGGAUUUGGGAAGUAAUUUAAAUAGUGAUUCAGAAGAGGAGUCUUCAAAGUCACGUUAUUCUGAGGAGAAUGCUACAGUCUCAUGUGUGAACAACCCAAGAAGUCUGUGAAACUAGCUUGGAAAUGUAAAUAGCCAGGGUUUGUGUUUUGCAGCUUCCAUUUUUUUUUUUUUUCUUAAUUCUGAACUCAUUCUUGGACAAACCUACUGCCAAACUUACCUCAGGUACAAUUGUUGAAUUUUGUGGAAGCUUUAAAGAUGAUGCAGCAGAUUUUAACUGGUGAUAUGUAGCAGUGGAAAUAUUUGUAUACUGCCUAAACAAGGUUUUAGAGGUCACUUGUAUAAAUGCAAAUACUAUAUAUUUCUAAUUUGUUUUGUAAAUAGUUAUCAGUUGGUCUGAGACGUACUGUGUGUCUCACAUACUUGAUUUAAAUAAACUUUACUCCUGCAACCUUUCU